Aplosporella prunicola CBS 121167 is the source of this 1718-nucleotide messenger RNA. RefSeq lists its product as uncharacterized. NCBI's taxonomy places the organism in Eukaryota, Fungi, Ascomycota, Dothideomycetes, Botryosphaeriales, Aplosporellaceae. The record is from RefSeq and is a predicted model, not a curated record. The transcript has 2 exons. The coding region runs from base 97 to 1671 and encodes 524 amino acids.
GUUCUCUCUUUCCUCGUUGUCGUCGUUGUCGCCGCCGUCGCGAUAUUUACACACGGUCGUUCCCGAAUACCGCAUCGUCCCACUUCUACCUCAUCGAUGCGCAACCAACUCCUUUCUCUCCCCUCCUCCCUCCUGGCCCUGAUCUGCGCCUCGCAUAUCGCUAUCGCCGACCGACCGUGGCCAUACAAUCUACAACCGCACGAGAAAUACUGGCCGGAACACGAGGAGCACAUCAAGCGCGAUGCCCAAAUCCAGAAACGGAUGGCGUGGCAGCCGCCGGCGGGAGUGCAAAAGAUGAGCGACGACCCAGGAGAGAAAUUUUACAUGGAUUACUGGCAGUUUGAGGCGGCAAUGGAAGAGGAGGAAGAGAAUUCUCUACGGAAACGAGGUGUGGAGGUCAACGACUUGGACGAGCAAUACGCAAACGCGACGAUGCCAGAAAGCCUCCUCCCACCAUUAUUAUUGCAUACAGACACGCAGACCCCGCACUUAGGCCUCCUGAGAUUCUUCGAGCGCGAUCUGCUGAAGCGGGGUUUCCAGUGCCCCACCGGCACGAACAGUUGUUCCAGCAUUGGCCGACCGAACAGCUGCUGCGGCAGCGGGGAGUCAUGUGUGCUCAUCGACGAUAGCGGAUUGGGCGACGUGGGAUGUUGCCCAACUGGUGAUACUUGUUCUGGCUCUGUUACGUCGUGCGAUACCAGCGCGGGCUAUAGCAGCUGUCCGGAAAGCGACAAUGGAGGCUGCUGUAUUCCAGGCUAUGUUUGCCAUGACGUCGGAUGCAUUGCGAGUUCGACAUUAACCACGACUACAACUCUGCCAGCGGCAACAGGGAAGAGCGGCAGCAAUUCUGCGUCGCACAACAGCGCAGGUGGAUCUGGCGCAGGAGGCGCUAGUGGAACCACCAAAGGUCAUUCAGGCACGGCGAGGUUAACAUCGACAACGGAGGUCACUACAACGACGACUGAUGUAGAAUGUUCGUCCUCCUGCUCUAAGGACCGUUCGAAGACCGCUUCCCAAAGCACUACUGAAGGCCCUUCUCAAACCCUCACUCAACAGCCUUCUCAGGGCCAGAUGUCCUGCAGCACGGGUUUCAAGAGCUGCCCCGCGAGCUUGGGCGGAGGCUGCUGUGCGACAGACCGCGAAUGCGGCUCUGCUGAAUGCCCUGCAUCCACCACCACCAAAGGCUCUGGCAGCGCUGUAGCACCCGUUCGGCCUACUGGGGCGACUGGUUCGUUGAUCACAUCUGGACCAGGCGCGACGAGCAUAGAAGGCUGUCCGACGGGUUUCUACAUGUGCUCUGCCUACUACAGAGGCGGUUGCUGUCGUGUGGACCGUGACUGCCACUCGACCUCGUGCCCGGCCGCGCCUACGAACACGGUACUUACUAGCAACGGCGUGACGAUAGUUGCACCGUCGGGGGCGAGUUUCGCCGCUGAGAGCGGCAGCUGUGCGACAGGAUGGUUUAGCUGCCCAGCAAACCAGGGCGGAGGCUGCUGUCCGACGGGGUAUGGGUGUGGAAGCAGCUGCACGAGGACAACUGGGCCUGCGUCGGCGUCAGGAAGCGCAGUCGACAAGAAGGCGCCGAGCACGGCGUCACUCAACAUGGAGUUUAUGGGCUGGUUGAUGGCGGUGGCGGCAUUAGUGUCAGGGACGGGGAUGAUGUUGCUAUAGAGCAUUACGACGGAUGUACGAAUAACGCGAGACGAAGGUCAUGAGCA